Molecule: messenger RNA, 753 nt
Organism: Hansenula anomala
Lineage: Eukaryota; Fungi; Ascomycota; Saccharomycetes; Phaffomycetales; Wickerhamomycetaceae
Gene: RTS2
Product: Rts2p
Exons: 1
Coding region: 1-753 (250 amino acids)
Biological process (GO): DNA replication; DNA damage response
Cellular component (GO): nucleus
Molecular function (GO): double-stranded DNA binding
Source: RefSeq, a predicted model, not a curated record
AUGGGUAAAGCGGAAUUUGGUACUCCAAAGUACUUUUCAAAUCAAAUGAAGGCCAAAGGGCUACAAAAACUAAAGUUUUAUUGCCAAAUAUGUGAAAAACAGUGCAGAGAUGAUAAUGGGUUCAAAUGUCACAUACGAAGUGAAAGUCACUUGAAAAGGAUAAAGCAGGUUGAUUCACAUGUUAUUAAUGACUUCUCAAAGCAGUUUCAAGACUACUUUAUUUCAAGUCUCAGAACAUAUCAUGGUGAAAAAAAAAUUAAUGCCAAUAGGUUUUAUAAUCAACUCAUCCAACAGAAGGACCAUAUCCAUUUGAAUUCAACAAGAUGGUCUUCACUUUCGCAGUUCAUACAAGAUAUAGCUAAACAAGGUAUAAUUAAUGUCAAGGUCGAAGAUGAAAGCGAUCAAAGUUUAAACGGUUUGGAUAUAUCGUACAUUAACAACUCAAGUGAAGAAAUAAUGAGAAAGAACAACCUUCAAAAACAUAUUGAUAAUGACAAAUCAGAGGAACAGUUGAAUAUGAAACUUUUAAAGGAUCAGAUCAAAAGAGGGGAACAACUGAAGAAAGAUGAAGAAGAGGAACAAGAAGAGAAUAAGGCUUUAAAUAGACCAGCUGAUGAUAAUCCUAUCAAGAUCAAGUUGGGUGGAUUGAAGAAGCAAGAUAACACAGUGAACCAACCAAAGAAACUGAACGCCUUCAAGGUCAGUAAGCCAUCAAAAGCUAACCCUUUGAAGAAAAACGUAUUGAAGAACUAG